Messenger RNA from Didymodactylos carnosus, 612 nucleotides. Lineage: Eukaryota; Metazoa; Rotifera; Eurotatoria; Philodinida; Philodinidae. The record is from the annotation of a GenBank genome assembly.
AUGAAAACUCUUUUUUCUUCUGUAGCCACUACCGCUACAACUGUAACUACAACUACAACCACAAGGAGUAUGAUUCAACUGGCACAACCGGGUGAUCCGAUUUUUGGAAUUUGCAAUACAACUGCUGGUGGUGAUAGUACACCAAGCGUAAUAUCGGGUACGAAUCCAUGUAACUUUUAUACGGGAGAAAUACCGUCGAAUGCGAUUGACAAUAAUUAUUUAACAAAAUACACAAACUUUGGAAGUGGUACGAUUUCCACCUCAAGCCCGACCCAAGGGUGUAACACAGGCUUUUAUACUACACCUUCAAUGGGUCCAUCUGUUCUUAAAGCGUUUGUAUUUAUAACAGGAAACGAUAACCCAAAUCGCGACCCGACUGCAAUCACUAUAGAAGGAAGUAAUUCAACUACUUCGUUAACAAUAGGCACUAGUUGGACAUUGAUUUAUUCCGGACUGUGUGGUCUUUCAAGUGACCCUGGACGCCGUAUGAGUGGAGUUCAACAAAGAUUUACUAGUAAUACGGUUGCGUAUCUAAGUUAUCGACUACUAAUAACGACACAACGAGGAUCCGAGUGUAGUGUUCAGUACUCUGAAGCAAUUUUUCUUGGUUAA